Molecule: messenger RNA, 1173 nt
Organism: Capsella rubella
Lineage: Eukaryota; Viridiplantae; Streptophyta; Magnoliopsida; Brassicales; Brassicaceae
Product: acidic endochitinase
Exons: 3
Coding region: 23-931 (302 amino acids)
Biological process (GO): carbohydrate metabolic process
Cellular component (GO): extracellular region
Molecular function (GO): chitinase activity
Source: RefSeq, a predicted model, not a curated record
AAACAUCAAUAGCAAGAAAAACAUGACUAACAUAAAUCUUGUCAAACAUGUUAUUUACUUUCUCUUCUUAAUAAGCUGUUUUGUCACAAAACCCUCCGAUGCAUCCAGAGGUGGCAUAGCCAUCUAUUGGGGCCAAAACGGCAACGAAGGUAAUCUCUCGGCCACGUGUGCCACCGGCCGGUUUGCUUACGUCAACGUUGCGUUUCUUGUGAAAUUCGGAAAUGGCCAAACACCGGAGCUCAACCUCGCCGGCCACUGCAACCCUGCUGCCAACACUUGUACUCGUUUUAGCUCUCAGGUCAAAGAUUGUCAGACUCGUGGCAUCAAGGUUAUGUUGUCUCUUGGUGGCGGAAUUGGAAACUACUCUAUUGGCUCCAAGAAGGAUGCAAAAGUGGUUGCGGACUACCUUUGGAACAACUUCUUGGGAGGGAAAUCAUCUUCACGUCCCUUAGGUGAUGCUGUUCUUGAUGGUAUCGAUUUCAAUAUUGAGCUUGGCUCUCCUCAACACUGGAAUGAUCUCGCCAGUUCUCUCUCAAAGUUUAGCAAGAGAGGAAGAAAAGUGUAUCUAACAGGAGCUCCUCAAUGUCCAUUUCCAGAUAGAUUAAUGGGAAGUGCUCUCGACACUAAACUUUUUGACUAUGUUUGGAUCCAAUUCUACAACAACCCACCGUGUUCAUACGCUCCAAAUAAUACUCAAAAGCUAUUCGAUUCGUGGAACAAGUGGACCACUUCAAUCACAGCCAAGAAAAUCUUCUUGGGUCUUCCCGCAGCUCCUGAAGCUGCGGGAAGCGGUUUCAUCCCGCCAGAUGUACUGACUUCGCAGAUUCUUCCGACCCUAAAAAAGUCUAGAAAGUAUGGAGGUGUGAUGCUUUGGUCUAAAUUCUGGGAUGAUAAAAAUGGAUAUAGUUCAUCUAUAUUGGCUAGUGUGUGAAAAGAAUCAUAAUGACUAUUAAAAAUCAAUUCUCUCAUAUAUGGUUUAAAUUUGAAGAAUUGUUGUGUUUUUGUGGUGUUAGUAUUCUGGUUUGAAAUGUUUGUAUCAAUAUAACACCUUAAUUUCACUAAUUCUGGAUUUGCUUUCAGUAGGCAUGGGUACACAUGUUGCUCCAUGAAAGGGUUUUAGAGGUACCAUGUCUACUUCAUACCUAUAAAUACCAUGAAAGGGUUUUAGAGGUA